AUGCUCCUAAACUUCCCAGUCAACUACCGUCUGGAAUGGAUCGCAGUUACGAUUUCGACUAGGCCCCUUACAUUAAGCGUCUCUUUGAUGAGCUUCCACAAGAAUGACCUUCGCAAAGAAGCCCAUCUAAAAAAGCCAUGGGUAUUGCGGAAAUCGAGAGUAGCUAAAAAGGCUGACGGGCCCAGCAAAGGAAUCAGUUCAAAAAAGAUAUCCAGUUUAAUGGGUGCUCAUUUGGCUUGGGGGACCAAAGUGCAGCUAGUCUUUGCCAUAGGUGGAAAUCGGCAGUUAAGCAGUGGACAUCUAAAGGCAAAUUGCAAAUGUCCUGCUGGGCGCAAAGAAUCUUCUUCCCUUUUUUUAAGAAACAGGUCAAAAUGUUUACUCGAUGCAAGAUUGGUUGAUAGGAUUUGUCGACUUAAUGUGCAGCCUUCAGCAGUCCUGCAUAAAGUCAGACCCGAUGCUUGA
Molecule: messenger RNA, 462 nt
Organism: Protopolystoma xenopodis
Lineage: Eukaryota; Metazoa; Platyhelminthes; Monogenea; Polystomatidea; Polystomatidae
Source: the annotation of a GenBank genome assembly